AUGGCGAACGGGUUAGAUAAACUUGAGAGAUUCUUCUUUCAGAAGCGAAAAGCCUUGGGGGUGUCAGUCACAGCUUCCACCGUACCCAGUAGUCCCACAAAGCAACAUAUGGACUUGCAGUUUCCCUCACCAUCAUUCAUUCGACCGAAAACCUCACGUAUGGCUGCUCGGGAGGAAGUUCGUUAUACCCCAGGAGCCAGGUUUCAAGCCACCAAUGAAACAGACUUCCCCCAGCGAUACGGAUCGAUUGACAGCCGGAAGUCUCGUGCAACUUCGACAUCUCGUGAAUGGACACUGGCUGGACCCCGAUCAUCUUCACUUGAUAAGUCUUCCCCCGAGAUUGGUCCUCUACCGGAUUGGGAACUUCUCAGCAACCAGACCAUCGAUAUUCUGAAUCAAGACCUGUGUGACGAUAUCAAACGGAAAUUAGGAGAGCCAAUAAUCAAUCCUACUACAGCUUUAAUUCCUCACCCUGACCAAAAUAAGGGAUCUGAGCCCUCUCCCCACUCUUCUUUUUCGAGCGCAUCUCUCCAAGAGCCUGAAGUUUGUGACUUUUUCACACUCAGCGAUGAAAAUGUCGCCGAGUCAUACGUUGAAGGGUCCUUGUUCUCUGAUGAUCCACGUCGGUCUUAUACGUCGAUUACCUUGGCCCCUUCAGUUUUGUCGUUGCCUUUGCGAGAUCCACCACUGUUGACAUUGGAGCAGCCUUCAACAAGCCGCCCAGCCAGGGUUGCUGCAUUUGAGGCGGCCCGCAUUGCCAGCAGAUACAAGUUCGACAUGCUUUACGUCGUAAAUCUGUGGCCCGAAAAUACAGUCUCGCAUUCUCCCCGCGAUUCAUACCCCAUCCAAGGCAUGACUGGAAGACUUCUGGUCGCGUACGGUUUGCAUCAUAGCCCCUCGCCAUUUCAAAUCUCGUCUGAAGUCCACACGAAGAUUCUACAGUCUCCAGGAUGGAUGGAGUAUCGAGAUGAACAGGCUGAGAACGACUUUGCAUGCGCCUAUGCUUAUACAUUUUACCCCCGUUCUGCCGGAGAUAAACGCGAUUCAGGCUCGUCUCUUUCCACUCAAUCAACCACAGCAACCUUGGUUGACCGUGGGAUUGUUUUCGCCGCUUUCCGCAAGAAGGAUACUCAAAACUCAACACAUUACCCAACUCUUGACGAACUUGCCUAUCUCGGGCGAGACGUAGAAACGAUGAUACAGGUGCUCAUCGAUAUUCACAACACACGCCAGAUGCGGCAGGCACCUUCACAGCAGGAAUACUCGGAUGAAACAGGUCCUAUGCCAGUUUUGUAA
Messenger RNA from Clonostachys solani, 1296 nucleotides. NCBI's taxonomy places the organism in Eukaryota, Fungi, Ascomycota, Sordariomycetes, Hypocreales, Bionectriaceae. The record is from the annotation of a GenBank genome assembly.